Molecule: messenger RNA, 5906 nt
Organism: Triplophysa dalaica
Lineage: Eukaryota; Metazoa; Chordata; Actinopteri; Cypriniformes; Nemacheilidae
Gene: glra1
Product: glycine receptor, alpha 1
Exons: 9
Coding region: 716-2050 (444 amino acids)
Biological process (GO): chemical synaptic transmission; nervous system process; regulation of membrane potential
Cellular component (GO): neuron projection; plasma membrane; postsynaptic membrane
Molecular function (GO): transmitter-gated monoatomic ion channel activity; extracellularly glycine-gated chloride channel activity; transmembrane signaling receptor activity
Source: RefSeq, a predicted model, not a curated record
CUGAGCAAUGAGACCGUGUGCUAAAAUCUCUGUGUUUUUCUGCUCAUCGGGAUUGUAGAUAAACAUUGAAAGCGAAAAUGAGCAUCGUCUCGUAACUGGACCAGACAAUGGAAGUAGCUCCAUGCAGCAGUAACAAUUCACCUCUGGGAAACGAGUACGUACUGGACAAGACUACCUGCAGAAGCGGAUCGGUCACAGGAAGCUACAACUAAAACGUGUGGCUCCGAAGCGACACAUUUUCCCAUUGGAAUGCAUGUCAGAAGAGGCGCGGAGGAAAAGAGAAGACGCGUGCGUAUGUAUUCCCUAUGACUUUGGCGGCAUUCCGACGGUGUGAGGAGAUCGUGCAUAUAGUUUCAUUUUUCUCAAACCACUCUCGCGUAUCGCCAAAUGUGUGCCGGGAUGGAUCUCGUUUGAAUAUCUGACGCUGCUAUGGAUCGCACUGGAUGAACAGCCGUAAUUUAUUUCAUCGAGUUCAUUCAGAGCACCUGAAAUUCCGCAGCCCGCUCGAGUCUCUGUCCGCGGUCCUGAACCGGAGCUGCGCUUCACCUCAACAGCCUCUGUCGGGGAACAUGAUCAGCUGUAUGACCUGUACGGCCUUUUGGGGAAUCUGAAACAAGCAAAGGACGAAUCGUUUACCUCACAAGUGACAGAAGAAGGAAUUGUAGGGCGCGCUGAGCUGUAGCUAACUACAUCCACUCAUCUCAAACCCGACACGAUGUUCGCACUCGGGAUUUAUUUGUGGGAAACUAUUGUGUUUUUCAGCUUGGCAGCAUCCCAACAGGCAGCAGCACGGAAAGCUGCCUCUCCCAUGCCCCCGUCAGAAUUCCUGGACAAGCUGAUGGGAAAAGUGUCUGGUUAUGAUGCAAGAAUCAGACCUAAUUUUAAAGGUCCACCUGUCAACGUAACAUGCAACAUUUUUAUUAACAGUUUUGGAUCCAUUGCUGAAACAACAAUGGAUUACAGAGUGAACAUUUUCCUGAGACAGCAGUGGAAUGACCCUCGGCUGGCCUACAGCGAAUAUCCCGAUGACUCCCUUGACCUUGAUCCCUCUAUGUUGGACUCCAUUUGGAAACCGGAUCUGUUCUUUGCCAAUGAAAAGGGCGCCAAUUUCCACGAGGUCACCACUGACAACAAGCUUUUGAGGAUUUCAAAAAAUGGGAAUGUCUUGUACAGUAUAAGAAUAACACUGAUUCUGGCCUGCCCCAUGGACCUGAAGAAUUUCCCUAUGGAUGUGCAGACCUGUAUAAUGCAGUUGGAGAGUUUCGGCUACACGAUGAACGAUCUCAUAUUCGAGUGGGAUGAAAAGGGAGCUGUGCAGGUAGCAGAUGGACUGACAUUACCUCAGUUUAUCAUGAAAGAAGAGAAGGAUCUCCGUUACUGUACCAAGCACUAUAACACAGGGAAGUUCACCUGCAUAGAGGCUCGUUUCCACCUGGAGAGACAGAUGGGUUAUUAUCUGAUCCAGAUGUACAUUCCCAGCCUCCUGAUCGUCAUUUUGUCUUGGGUGUCAUUCUGGAUCAACAUGGAUGCCGCCCCUGCUCGCGUUGGCUUGGGCAUCACUACUGUGCUGACCAUGACCACCCAGAGUUCAGGUUCUAGAGCUUCUCUUCCAAAGGUGUCCUAUGUGAAAGCCAUUGACAUUUGGAUGGCUGUGUGCCUACUCUUCGUCUUCUCUGCCCUGCUGGAGUACGCCGCUGUCAACUUUAUCGCACGCCAACACAAGGAGCUCCUGCGCUUCCAGAGAAGAAGAAGACAUCUUAAGGAGGACGAGGCGGGAGACGGGCGAUUCAGCUUCGCCGCCUACGGCAUGGGCCCGGCGUGCCUGCAGGCCAAAGAUGGCAUGGCCAUUAAGGGGAACAACAAUAACGCGCCCACCUCCGCCAACCCCCCUGAGAAGACCGUGGAGGAGAUGCGCAAGCUCUUCAUCGGCCGCGCCAAACGGAUCGACACAGUGUCGCGCGUGGCCUUUCCGCUGGUCUUCCUCAUUUUUAACAUUUUCUACUGGAUCAUUUACAAGAUCAUACGCAGCGAGGAUGUUCACAAGCAGUAAAAAGCGAUCCGAAUAUACCCGCCUCCACGCUCCUCCCUCAUCUUCCUGCGCCCGCCUUUAUCUCACAACAGUGCUCACAUGCUUCUGGUGAAGAUGAGCCCUCCGGCAGAGGUAUUUAUGAAUAUUUUUUCGUCUCUUUCUCUCCUGCCCUCCCGAAUAAUCCGGACCUGUGCAAUAGCAAUGCAGUAAAAUGCAUGAUAUAUGAAUGUGGCAAUAUAUUUACAAAAAAAAUGAAAAUGACUGAAGUAAACAUUAAACUUUUUCACAUCUACGAACUUCUGAACCGAUGACUGGGAAUCCAAGAGAAGAUGCUCUUGUAAAACGUUUUUUUUUUUUGCAACUUGAAGACGUACUGCAUUGCGAGAAUAACGGAGAACCGAUGUGUAAUAUACGUAUAUUUAAAUUAUAAUACUUCCAUGAGAAAGCCUUUGAAACUUAAAUGUAUUUUGAGAUCGCGGGGCAGUUUGGGGCUUCCACGAAUACGCAGUGAACAUGCCGUGGGUCCCGUAGACCCACAUUCGCUUUGAUAUGUGUAUUUACAAGCACUUGUCGGAACUGUCCCCUGAUGUGUAAGUCUGAUAUUAAUAACUAAUGAAAUCUUGAUGGGUGCCGGUCAAAACAAUUAUUUAUUCAAGCUGUGGUUAAUGUGUUCCUCUAACUGUACUCAUAGAUUUGUCUAUUUUUAUUUCAAUUUUAGAUUAUCUUCUCUGUUCAUGCACCAAACUUCAUGUUGCUGUAAUACAUCUUACUUCCAGGUUGACCAAAAACAGACUAUACUUGGUUGCUUCUUAUUUUUCAUCUGUUCAUAUUUUCGAAGGAUUCUGAAAUAGUAAAAGCUAAAACAACUUUGCAAGGGGGUGUGAGGGGAAACAAUAUAGCCUUUAUAUGCUAUAUGCGUCAGAAAAGAUACAGCGGGAUCUUUCAUAACUCACAUUUCAUACAUGUUCUUAACAGCUGAUAGUAUUAUUUUUAUAAGCUUGAUAAAUAAGCAGUACAGUCAGUGCCAUGAUAAAACCAACUAUAUUUCCAACCAAAUGUAUAUUACGUGAUUUUUUCAAACUAUGUUUAUAAAUGCAUAGACAGUACUAUGUUGUGCAGCAUAGUUAUUAAGUGCACAAGGGUUUAGUUUCUGAAAUUAAGAACGCAUUUUCAUCCGGCUUCUCUAUGCAAUAAUCAUAUAUGCAAAUUAUUUUAAGUGUUUAUCAUGUUUAAUAUGGACUUUUUAUUCUGAGGGCCCAUAAAGACACUACUGUAUGUUUAAAUCGUCUCUCUUCUACAGUAGUCAUCCUCGAUCAUUGCUAUAAAAAAAGCAUUGGAAAAUCUUGUCUAUGCAUGGCAAGGCUUUUUUGUGCUACAGAUGAUAUCGAUGUCAAUUUUCACUUUUGUAACGUUUCGUUCUGACGGCUGAUUUGAAGACAUCCACCACCGACUGAAAACGUGUACAUGGUGUCAAGUGCUCAACAGGCUGUGUGAUAGAUGAUAGAUGCUUUCUGUAGGAUAUGCAAGUUCGUAUCAUGUGUAACAUCUUUUAACCGCUUGUUUUUCAAACCAAAGAGUGGUUGAGUUUUGAAUACUUCAUUUUAUAACAAAUAUGCUUUUGUCAUUUCAUUUCUUGUAUCGCCUUAAUGUGAUUUGGUUGUUGAAACAUUAGUUUUGCUCAUUUGUAAACUCUGGUUUAAAACUGUGCAGUUUUUUUAUGUGUAUUUAAGAUUUACAAAAUGGAAAAAAAUGUCCCUUUAUAAUUAAAUAUGUAGGAUAGUCAUGACGGGGCAAAACAAUACCAAAAAAUAUGACAAUAGGUCAAAUUUAUGGUAUACGAAUGUUUUGGUCUUGUGAAAUAUGUGAGAUCUUUACAAAUGUUAACACACGUUUUGCCAGAAGUGAAAAUAAAUAGUUGGGUAGUCAACAAAUAAACCGCACUAUGGUGUCCUAUGGUGUGUCCAUAUUUUGUGAUUUUUAUUGCCAUUAUCAUGUACCCUUUAUGUUUGUUACUGGGUUGUGCAAAUAUCAAACCAAUAAAAAGUAUUAAAAAGUGCUUGUCAACUCUGACAACAGAGUACGUAAUAAUUUAUCCAGAUUCAUGAAAAACAGCACAUUUGGAGAUACGAGUUUAUGCUAUUUUGUUUAUAAAUAUAAAUAACAUAAAAUAAUAGUGUUUUUAACGUUUUUGCUCUCACACCAUAAAACAGAUGGUACGGUUUAUUUGUCAAGUACCCAUAUUAUAUUUUCACAUAUUUAUUUAUUUAAAUGAUAUGGCAUCAUGAUAUUAUGUUCAAUUUAAAGGGCUAUUUUUAAUGAAUCCUCUCUUGUAUCAAUACGCUUGUGAUAUAUGUGUUCGUAAAACUGGUUUACCCCUCAGCUCCAUUAAAACACUGGAUCUCAGAAUUGUAUUUAGGAUUCCAUUAAGCUGAAACAAAACUUGAAUUCAGUAAUUGGGAAAUGUAAGCUGAAACAUUGCAAUUCAACAGCAGCACAAUGUAGCAAAGUUGCAAAUCACAUAUCAUUUGAACGUUCACAAACAUGAAUUGUGUUGACAGGAGCGUUUUCAUGUGGAUCUUUAACUUAAUUCUAGAUUAAUCAUGAUGGGUUCACAGUCACCAAACUAGUCCAAAACUGGUUUACGCUCCAUCCCCGAGACUGAUAGAGGCAUACAAUGUAUAAUAUACAUCAUUGUGAUAAAUGAUCGAGGAACUUUUUAUGUGGUCAUUGGAGAUGCAGGGACUGAAAUGGGACAAUUCAAAUAUGUAGACAAAAAUACAUUUAAAGAAGAUUUGUAGAAGUAUUGUUCAGCUUAAUGUUGCUGUUGAUGACGGAUUUCUUUAUCGACAAACCCCGCUUAAGGCUAUUUCUGCUGGACUGUUCUCUGUGUAAAUGACAGCAGUCGUGCCCUCACACAGCCAACACGCUAAACGCAAUAUAAAAGACAAGAACAUCGAAGAUUAAUCCUGCCGCAGGAAUCUAAGGGCAGUGUGAUGGGAAAUAUGUUCUAUAUGCAAACAGGUUUGUUCUUUGGCUUAAUAAUCAUGCAAAUAUCAAUUUAAUGUCCAUAUGAUUUCAGGCGAUCUAAAUUAUCAAGGCAUGAUAUCGUUUCCGUCUUCAGCGUUUCUUUUUUCUUUUGAUCCUUGUUUUAAAUAAUGACACCCUGCAUAACCCUGCAUUGCAAUUGCCCAAGAAACGGUGAUCUCAGAAUGACAGCGGGCAUGGUGAACGGAUGUAACCAAUGUAUGCAAACUGUGGGUAAAGUUUUUAUAAUUUUUGCACAAGUUGGUAUGGCCUUAAUUUUAUUGAUUGAUUUGCUUAAAUUGUGUAUUGGCACAAAGUGCAUCUCUUCAUAUGCUUAUUGACAUAAUCCGAGUGCACUUCCAAUGGGUGAAAAAUAAACAGCAGAUCCUUAUUUUUAUGUUACAAUACUAAAACAUGGAAUUUUGCAUGAAUAGAAAUAAAAUGGCAGAUAUUUUUUGGCUUGUACAGAAAUGUGAGCAAUUUGAAGAAAAAAAGGAAUGUACCAUUUCUGCUGUAUCUGUAUAUAACACAAUAUUUAUUGAAAUAUGUCUUAAUGCUAAAUCUAAUUCUACUAUUAAAGGUUUUCUGAACUAAAAUAACUGAACUGUUUGUGAGAGUUGUGAAUUGUGUGAGGGCUGAACCUUUACUCUCUCAACAGUUACUGUGACUUGAUCAAUGAUGUGAUACAUGUUUAUCUGAAGAUAUAUUUAUUUAGCAGUUCAUGGUAUGACCUAAUGAUAAUGACUAUUUCAGUUUCUGAGUUCAUUUUAUAUUUUUAAGGGAAGGAUCUUGAGGUUGUGUUGCUUUAAUGAAAACAAUCUCAUGAAUGAAAAGAUCAUUUUAUUAUAAGGAG